AUGGGGCUUCCUAAAGCCUGUGUCUCUGCUGUGCUUUUGAUGCUGUUUGCUCUGGAGGCCUGUGCCCUUGCCUCCGACACCUUCAUUGCAGCCGUCUACGAGCACGCGGUCAUCCUGCCAGAUGUGACUGAUGACCCCGUUUCUCCCAAUGAUGCUUUGGCCCUGAUGAACAAAAACAUGGAUGUCUUGGAAGGGGCCAUCAAGGAAGCCGCCCAGCAGGGCGCCCACAUCAUUGUGACUCCUGAAGACGGCAUUUACGGCUGGCGUUUCACAAGAGAAUCCAUCUACCCCUACCUGGAGGAUAUCCCUGAUCCGGCGGUGAACUGGAUUCCCUGCACCGACCCCACAAGAUUUGCUCCUGCUCCAGUGCAGGAACGACUCAGCUGCAUGGCCAGGAAUAACUCCAUCUACGUGGUUGCAAACAUCGGGGACAAGAAGCCAUGUAACUCCAGUGAUCCCAGCUGCCCCAGUGAUGGUCGCUAUCAGUACAACACUGACGUCGUCUUUGACCGGGAGGGGAAACUUGUGGCUCGUUACCACAAGUACAACCUUUUUAGAAGAGAAACUCAGUUUAAUUACCCUAAGGAGCCAGAAGCCAUCACCUUUGAGACCCCCUUUGGGAAGUUUGGCAUUUUCACGUGCUUCGACAUCCUUUUCUGGGAGCCUGCCGUGGUCCUGGUGAGCGAGUUACAGGUGGACACCGUGCUCUUCCCGACAGCUUGGAUGAACGUCCUGCCGUUUCUGACUGCGGUUGAGUUUCACUCUGCCUGGGCUAUGGGCAUGGGUGUCAAUUUGCUUUCAGCAAAUACUCACAACAUCAGCUUGGCAAUGACAGGCAGCGGGCUGUUCACGCCAGAGGGACCCGUCGCCUACCAUUACGACAGUGGGACAGAGGACGGACAUCUCCUGCUAGCGGAGCUGAGCACACACCCCCGUCUUUCUCCCACCUACCCUCCUGCCGUCAACUGGAGCUUGUAUGCCACAAGCAUCAAGAAAUUUCCAGGAGAAAAAGACACUUUUUCGGGAGCUGUCCGGCGGGAUAUAUUCACUUUCAGUGAACUCAGGCGAAAAGCUGGAAAUUACACGGUUUGCCAAAGAGACCUCUGCUGUCAUUUGAUCUAUCGGAUGUCAAACAAGAGCAAAGAUGAAAUUUAUGUCCUGGGUGCAUUUGAUGGGCUUCACGGUUCUCUCAUAAAAUACCAUUGGCAGAUAUGCACGCUGCUCAAGUGCAAGAGCACAGACCCGAACUCAUGCGGGCAGCCGGUGGAGACGGCUCAGACCAAGUUUGAGAUGUUCUCCCUCAGUGGCACCUUUGGCACCAACUACGUCUUUCCAGAAGUCUUGUACAGCGGGGUGCAGCUGGCUCCUGGGGAGUUCGAGGUUCUACGUGAUGGACGUUUGAAAAGCAAGCAUGGUACAUCGAAACCGCUCGUAACAGCGACGCUUUUUGGAAGGCUUUAUGAAAAGGACCUGCCGCAUCCUCUGCGAACCUCCCCAUAA
This is a messenger RNA of Gavia stellata (red-throated loon), 1500 nucleotides long. RefSeq names its product pantetheine hydrolase VNN2. The record is from RefSeq and is a predicted model, not a curated record. Bases 1 to 1500 code for a protein of 499 amino acids. The transcript has 8 exons. Gene Ontology annotation, molecular function: hydrolase activity, acting on carbon-nitrogen (but not peptide) bonds, in linear amides. Lineage: Eukaryota; Metazoa; Chordata; Aves; Gaviiformes; Gaviidae.